Aspergillus nidulans FGSC A4 is the source of this 1204-nucleotide messenger RNA. Its product is annotated as putative cell wall organization protein/glutathione transferase (Gto3). The transcript is spliced from 3 exons. The coding region runs from base 54 to 1061 and encodes 335 amino acids. NCBI's taxonomy places the organism in Eukaryota, Fungi, Ascomycota, Eurotiomycetes, Eurotiales, Aspergillaceae. Gene Ontology annotation, molecular function: glutathione transferase activity. The record is from RefSeq and is a predicted model, not a curated record.
UCGCUUCCAUCAUCAACUUCCUUCUUAUUCAUCACUUAUUUAUCUACACCAACAUGCCUCACCACGAGCCUUCCACCGCCGACGGCUGGCACGGCUCCAUCCCCGACAGCUUCCCCGCCGAGCCCGACCGUUACCAUCUCUACAUCGGCCUCUUCUGCCCCUUCGCCCACCGCGUAAACUUCGUCCGGCACCUGAAAGGUCUCACAGAACUUAUUGACCUAAGCGUCGUAAUGCCGUACCCCAAGGGCGACUCCAAGGGCUGGCCCGGUUGGCGCUUCCCAGCGUCUAACGACGAGUACCCUGGCGCCACAGUCGAUCGGCUCUUCGGCGAAGACUACCUGCACAAGAUCUACUUCAAAGCGGAUUCAGGAUAUAAGGGGCGGUACUCAGUUCCAGUACUGUGGGAUCGGAAGACGGGGACGAUCGUCUGUAAUGAAAGUCUCGAGCUGCUCCGCUGGCUCCCCAAUGCAUUCAACGACUUUAUCCCGUCCUCUUUGGCAUCGAUAGACCUGUAUCCUGAACACCUGCGUACCGUAAUCGACGGUCUGCACUCCUGGAUCCUCCCACAUCUCUGCACGGGCGUCUACAAAGCCGGAUUCGCAUCUGACCAAGAUCAAUAUAACAAGAACGUGAUCCCCGUGUUUGGAGCCCUCAACAAACUCGAGAAGAUUGUCUUUGCCAACGGCGGGCCGUUCAUUCUCGGCUACCAGAUGACCGAAGUAGAUGUCACAGUUUACGCUACCUUGGUCAGAUUCGACACUGUCUAUGUCCAGCACUUCAAGUGCAAUCUCGGCACAGUUCGGCAUGAUUAUCCCGUGCUGAAUAACUGGUUGAAGGCGAUGUAUUGGGAUGUCCCUGCGGCGAGGGAGAGCACGGAUUUCAGGCAUAUCAAGGAGAACUAUACAAAGAGCCAUUAUGAUAUCAACCCCAAGGCCAUUACGCCGCUUGGGCCGUGGCCGGACGUCGAGGAAGGCGUUGAGCGGGAUUGGACGAAGCUGACGGUUGGCGGUGUCAGUCAUCCAGCGGUUUUGGAGUUUGAGAAGGAGUUGAAUGAGGAGUAAAGAUGAAUAUCCCGGAGUAGUUGGGAGGCGGUGGCGUAGGCAGCAUGGGGUAGGGAUACUUCACUACUGUUGAGGCCUUGAAAACAAGGCCACGAUCUAAGUAGGCAUUUGCUCGCGUCAACAACUCAGCUCAGUCUCAGUCU